GUUUGAUUUAAAGCACAAAAAAAACGAAAAUUCGUUGAAAAUCAGAUCAAUAUUUUUAAAUUUUUUUAACAGUCCAUCAAAGUUUGAUAUUAUUGUUUCAAUAAUUUUUUAUGAACUUAAAACACAUACAAUCUAAAAGAUACGUGAAUUCAACAAAUAGGUUUCGUAUAGAUUAUUUAAAUCUGUGUUAUUGUUGAAAUAAUGCCACGCGUCAUUGUAUAUAAUACCAACGCAGAUAAGCAAGUGCGAGACUUCAAGGAGUUAGCUCCGGACGCUCAAGAACUAAUAAGAGCAGCUAUAGAGGCACGGCGACUGGCUUAUUGUCCAUACAGCAAGUUUCAAGUAGGCGCGGCUAUACAAACGGGUGAUGGAUCAAUUUAUACAGGUUGCAACAUAGAAAACGGUGCAUAUCCGGCGGGAAUUUGCGCUGAACGUACUGCUGCUUGCAAGGCGGUUAGCGAAGGGAAGCGCGAUUUCGUUGCCUGCGCAGUUGUGGCACAGCAAGAGAGCGGAUUUACCACUCCCUGUGGAGUAUGUCGGCAAUUCCUAGCUGAAUUUGCUAUGCAAAGAGAUUUCCCUCUAUAUUGUGCAAAACCAGCUUGUCCGCCGCUACAUGUUCUUGUCACAAGUAUUCGAGAUCUGUUGCCUCGCAGCUUUUCUUUUCUGGGAAAUAAAUAAAUUAAUAUAUAAAUAAUUUUAAAAAGCACAUAUUGGUUAACAGCUACCAUUGGAUGAACUAUUAUAACGAAUGUACUAUAUUUUUUAAUAUAUCAAUAAAUUUUUUACCUUUUGAAAACGUUUA
Molecule: messenger RNA, 802 nt
Organism: Bactrocera oleae (olive fruit fly)
Lineage: Eukaryota; Metazoa; Arthropoda; Insecta; Diptera; Tephritidae
Product: cytidine deaminase
Cellular component (GO): cytosol
Molecular function (GO): cytidine deaminase activity; zinc ion binding
Source: RefSeq, a predicted model, not a curated record